Molecule: messenger RNA, 1470 nt
Organism: Paramuricea clavata
Lineage: Eukaryota; Metazoa; Cnidaria; Anthozoa; Malacalcyonacea; Plexauridae
Source: the annotation of a GenBank genome assembly
AUGUUGUUGAGUGUUGCGCUAGCAGCAAGUUUUGUAUUUCAUGUUCACGCUAAUUUACUUCAAAUCUCGGUUGAUCCAGAAACUCAACGUCUUGUGGACUCAGUAGGUCGUGAAGUCCUCAUCCAUGGUACGAAUAUCGUCAUCAAGGAAUUUCCAUGGCAUCCUAAAACUAAGGGAUUUGCACAAGAUACAUUUUCCGAAGAAGACAUGAAAUUUAUGAAAUCCCUAGGCUUGAAUGGCGUUCGUCUUGGCAUGAUGUGGCCUGGAUUGGUUCCCAAGAAAGGCGAAUUUAAUGAAACAUAUUUGAAGAUAAUGGUUGAUUUGGUAACAAAAGCGGAAGAAUAUGGUAUUUAUAUUUUGCUCGACAUGCAUCAAGAUGUGAUGUCUCAUCGUUUUUGCGUUGAAGGUUUCCCUGACUGGACCAUUGAUCCAGAGAUUGCUAAGAGCUUUCCAUUUCCUUUGCACGAGCCUUAUAAACUAGACCCCACGACUAAUUUACCGAGUUCUGCUGACUGCAGUCGUUUUUCGUGGGCGACGUACUACCUAACUGAGGCAGUAGGACAGUCGUUUGAAAAUCUCUAUACGAACGUCAAUGGUUUACGAGAUGAAUGGGCAAAGUUUUGGGUUAAAACUGCGCAAACAUUUAAAAGUCAUACCAAUGUAAUGGGCUAUGAGUUGCUCAAUGAACCUUGGGCAGGAAAUGUUUAUAGAAAUCCUGCAUUAUUGUUACCAACUGUUGCCGAUAAGCGGAACUUAGCGCCAGCUUACGAUGCGUUGGCGAAGGCAAUCCGAGCAGUGGACGAUAAACAUUGUAUAUUCUUUGAACCAGUAACAUGGGAUGAUUUCGGUGUGGGCUUCAAGAAAGUUCCAGGGGGUGAUGCUUACCAGAACAGAAGUGUAUUAAGCUAUCAUUAUUACAUUCCGCCUGAUUUUAAUGCAAAUCUCAACUUUGAUGUCCGUAUACAUGAUCUAGAGAAACUCAAAUGCGGAGGAAUGUUGACAGAAUUCGCGACGCAUACAGAAUCGUCAGCUGAAGAAAUGUUUAAAGUGAUGAGAGAUGCUGAUUUGACAUUUCAGUCUUGGCUUGGCUGGGAGUAUUAUGGCUCCAAAAGAACCACUUCACAAAGCCCUAUCGCCCGAAUAUACAACACAAGCCGUACAUAUCCGCAAGCAGUUGCUGGCCAUGUCCUAGAUCUCAAUUUUGACCACAAUACUAAUCAUUUCCGUGUAAUGUAUCAGAUUUCUGAGAAAUGUCGUAGUGACACAACCGUGAUUUACCUCAAUGAAAAACGUCAUUAUCCUAACGGUUAUGACGUCAUCGUCAAAUCUACAGGGCAUGUCACGUGGUCUUCCAAAGUUCCUAACUAUGUUGUUGUACAACACAGCGCUACCUUGAAGCCUGGGGAUAACGUACUGGUACACAUCAUACCAAAACCGUCAGAAAGUAAUAAAUGGCGAGCAAGGGUCUAA